UGCAGUCAUGUUUCAUUUGUUAAAUAGGCAUUUCAGGAUUUGUUUGAAGCUUUGUUUAGAUUAGGUUUAUUGUAGUCACUUUACUUUUGCUGGAUAUUUUUCCUUUGCAGGCAGGUUUCUUCUUUAAACUAUCAGAGACACAAACUGAGGAUCAUCAGACUUUGUAAUGUCAUCUACAGUAGAACAAGCAGUUUCAGAGCUGUCUGUCCCGGUGCCAUGGGGAGAGAUCAGAGGGAAAGUCUGGGGUCCUGAUCACGGUUAUCCUGUUCUGUGUCUGCACGGCUGGCUUGACAACUGCGGCACAUUCAAGACCCUCAUUCCCCUGCUACCUAAAGAGUGCAGAUAUGUCGCGGUGGACCUGGCAGGUCAUGGUUUGUCCUCCCAUCUUCCUCUUGGAGUUCUCUAUGGAGUUACUACACACAUGGUGCACGUGCGCAGAAUCGUUGAGGGUCUUCAGUGGAAAAAAUUCUCCAUCAUGGGCCACAGUAUGGGUGGCAACAUCGCUGGAAUGGUAACCAAGAUUCAUCUCGUGCAGCUUAUCACUGUUUUCACACAAUAUACAGGGACAAUUUUCCUGCAUUUCCUUGCUUGGUAUCAUAUAUGGUCCAAAUUGUGUUUCCUACAGUUCAGUGCACUGUAUCCUGAGAUGGUUGAUGCUGUCAUACUGCUGGACUCUUUUGGAUUCAUAUUUACGGAUUCAAAAAACCUUUCCAAAGCGAUGAGGCAGGGGAUGGAUGAGAUGCUACAACAUGAAAAAAAGACAGAAGAGAAGAAAAGAGUUUACACUUAUGAAAAGGCAGUCGAGAGGUUGUCGGCUGCAAACCCCACUCUGUCUGAACAGUCAGUGCGCAUCCUUUUAGAGCGAGGUCUAGUUCAAGUUGAAGGAGGAUUUGUGUUCUCCAGAGACCUCAGACUUAAUUUUAAAAAUAUACCGUGCAUCAGUCCGGAGCAGAGUCUGGAGAUGCAGUCGAAGAUUCAGGCCUCUGUUCUUGUUGUUCUAGGAGACAAAGGCUUUGCUGCAACAUUUCCAGAAUCAAACCAGCAGCUUCCUUCCUCCAAACUUCUCAAAGCAUAUCGUGACAGAAAUCACACGGUGGUGACGGUAUCAGGCGAUCAUCACGUCCAUCUGAAUGAUCCAGAAGCUGUCGCUCCACUUGUGUCUGACUUUCUGCGGAACAAAGUGCUCUCACAGCGGCUGCCAGCAUAGUGGACACACACACACAUACACACACACACACACUCAUUAAAUUUCAGUACGCUGUUCUCAUCUCUCUCAGAGAAGUCAUUAACAUAAUUCUGAUAUGUUACUAUUUGAUCAGUACUAUAAAGUUUCUUCAGGGACUUUGAAUAAUCAGAUCUAAAUAUAUGUAGUAACUGAAUCCAUUAUUGCUGAAAUUGCUUCUGAUUUGAAUUUACUCCAGUUACUAAAUUUAGCUUUACACACACACACACACACACACACACACACACACACAGAAGGACUACAGUAUCUCAAUGAAGGUUUUGUUUUUUUGCAUUGUUUCAUUAUGUUUGGUUAUCACCAUUUCACAUAGCAGGUCUUUAUGAUACCCUCUGCUUUGCCUGCUUCUUUAAAAAAAAGUUAUUCUUUUUAUAUGAUAGAUAUUUUUUGAGUUCUCGCUCCUAUUUUCUGAUUAUUUUUUUUAAGUCACUGAGUGCCUGUCUGCAUCUUGAUGAAGACUGGUGGACUGUGAAGACACUGGGGACAAUGAUGGAUAUUAGACUUUCAUAAUAAAAAGAAUAUAUAAUAUGUUUAUCUUUCCAAAACCCGAGUUAUUAGGUGCUUCAGUCAAAACAAAACCAAUUCCAGUAAAAUGAGAUAAAAUAAAGACGACUUUCUGGUUCUGUCCCUGACACAGUGUGAUAAAUAUAUAAAUAUAUGUAAAUAAAUAUAUUACAGUGCUGUCAGUAAACCAAACACAGCCAGAUCUGAUUCAGUUUUCAGUGCAGGACAUAUUAAUAAGAGCUGUAAACUGAUAUCCUACGUUUUUCAAAUCAUUUAUUAUUUCUUCAUGUCACUUGUGUGGCCAGGAUGUCACAUGUCAUUGUUUUAUUUGAAGCUGAUCUGUUUUAACUCGCCUUCUUUUCAUGAAUCUGACGCCUGUGCAGAAUGAGCUAAAAAUGGCAGUCAUUAAAAGAGAUGACAUCCUCUGACAACUUUUCAUCAUGUAGGCCAAUCCUCUCUGUGCUCAGCUUUUGUCUCGGAGCCAGCAAGACAAAAAAAAAAAAUCUUUUUCCCACCACUUUCACUCUGGGGAGUGACUCCAUAAAACACUGCAGCUGCUGUCAGUCAGGGCAGAUAUUAGGGGUGCUGCUCACACAAAAAUGGCCCCCUCUCUCUCUCUCUCAAUGUCACAUAAACUGUGUGAUGGCCUUGCUGUUAAAUGGAGUGGAAUUGAUUUUACGCAGCGAGCAGCAAGGCGGCGAGCAUCCAGACAUCUGAAGGGCCCUUCCUCCUCCCACUCUCCCCCCCUCCCCAAAAAAUUAUUAUAGUUAUAUAAGUUUCCCUCCCACUCCCUCCAUCCUCUCCGCCAUCAGCAGGGGUGUUGUCAUAGCAACCCCCACCCCUCCUUUUGCACGUCAGAGCCAGGAGCUUGGAGGAUGAAGCCGCAUGCAGCUUCUGCCUCUUGUGCCUCUCAGAGAGCACCUGUGAUUUUUGCCAUCUCGCAUGCAACAGUCGGAGCUGCGGAGCUGGAAAUAGUCUGAUUGAUUUGACUCGCAGCUGCUGCACAUCACAUACCAUCAAACACAGAGAGAGCAACUGAUUCGGCAGCGUCUUCAGGUAAGCACGAUGGCUUUAUUUACUACUGAGGACUAUUUUUAGAGUGCAACACCUGUGCGUGUUUUACAAAUUAAAAAUCGUGUCUGGGUCUUAUAGAGGCAGUGACAGACAGUGCGCUGCCUGCUGGAAGCCGAUUGUGUAAUGUCUUGAUUCCUGAGUGCCUCGUCCCACAGUUGUGAUCGUAGUGAGCAGGGCUUUCUAAGGAAUGACUGAAAAUAAUGGGACGCUGAGAUGCUGCAGUUUGCCAUGCAUGAUAUCUCACCCUGAAGGAUUACUUUUAAAAAAACAAA
Epinephelus moara (kelp grouper) is the source of this 3090-nucleotide messenger RNA. Its product is annotated as serine hydrolase-like protein. The coding region runs from base 167 to 1207 and encodes 346 amino acids. The transcript is spliced from 11 exons. The record is from RefSeq and is a predicted model, not a curated record. NCBI's taxonomy places the organism in Eukaryota, Metazoa, Chordata, Actinopteri, Perciformes, Serranidae.